AUGUCGGACUCAUCCGAUUUAUCAGAUGACGGAUCCAAAGGAUACGAAUGUGAAGUUUGCCAUAAAACUUAUAAACAUAUGUCUUCUCUUAGAAAACAUCACCUUAUUCACGCUAAAGGAAAAACGUACUGUUGUGAAUUUUGUGGAACUAACUUUAUACGGAAAAGCAGUUUAAAUAAUCACGUUUUAUCAAUUCACAGAACCGAGAAACCUUUUACCUGCCGUCAUUGCUACAAAGGAUUUUCUGAAAAAAAUAGUUAUUUGGAUCAUUAUCGUAUCCACACAUCCGAGAAACUAUUUACAUGCGAAGUAUGUGGUGAGAAAUUCAUUCAGAGAAGCCAGCUAAGUUCACAUUCCAUAGUUCAUAGUAAUAAUCCAAAGAUGUUUGAAUGUGAAAUCUGCAAGAUGAAUUUCACAAAGAAGCAGAACUUAACUCGGCAUUAUCGUACUCAUACAGGAGAAAGGCCAUUCAAAUGUGAAUCCUGUCCCAAAGCAUUCCAUAGUAAGAGUAAUCUGCAAGAUCAUAUUCUUAUUCAUUUGAAUAAGAAACAAUUUGUGUGUGGGAUCUGUAAGAAAGGAUUUAAUCGUAAUAGUAAUUUGAAUCAACACUAUCUGUCUCAUCAAAAUAUAAAAAAAUAUGCAUGUGAUAUCUGUGAUAAAAGUUUCAGCCAAAAGAGUAAUUUGAAUUCACAUCGUGUAAUACAUAGUUCUGAGAAAUCUUAUAUUUGUGAGGUUUGUGGUACUGGUUUUAAGACUAGAAGAUUAUUAAAUAGGCAUUGUAUGAAACAUACUCUAGAGAAACCUCAUACCUGUGAAGUCUGCAAUAAGAGUUUUGCUCGUAAAGAUAGCUUAAAUUCUCAUCUUCAUUCUCAUGAUGUGAUUGUAAUAAGUGAUUAA
Molecule: messenger RNA, 897 nt
Organism: Argiope bruennichi
Lineage: Eukaryota; Metazoa; Arthropoda; Arachnida; Araneae; Araneidae
Product: gastrula zinc finger protein XlCGF7.1-like
Exons: 1
Coding region: 1-897 (298 amino acids)
Biological process (GO): regulation of transcription by RNA polymerase II
Cellular component (GO): nucleus
Molecular function (GO): RNA polymerase II cis-regulatory region sequence-specific DNA binding; DNA-binding transcription activator activity, RNA polymerase II-specific
Source: RefSeq, a predicted model, not a curated record